AUGGAAACCCGGGCCCAACAUGGUAUUUUCAAGCCCAAGGUUCCUUUUAACCUUUCGGCCCAACAUAUAUCACCCAUACCACGUAGCCUGAAACUUGCCUUGCUUGACCUGAAUUGGAAUGCCGCUAUGAAUGAGGAAUUUCUUGCUCUUACUAAACAACACACUUGGGAUCUUGUUCCCAAACCAGAUGGGGUAAAUGUUAUUCGUUGUAUGUGGCUCUUUAAACAUAAAUUCAAGGAACAUGGUGAUCUUGAGCGAUACAAGGCUCUUCUUGUUGUUAAUGGCAAGUCACAACAGCUUGAUGUGAAGAAUUCUUUUCUUCAUGGUGAUCUUAUUAAAGAGACUGUUUACAUGCACCAACUUCCAGGGUUCGUUAACCGAUCUUCUCCAACUCAUAUUGGCUUCGUGUGUAGCCAGAGUGAUAACUCUUUAUUCAUCUUCCGUCAGGGUUCGACCACUUCUUAUCUUCUGCUAUAUGUCGAUGACAUUGUGUCAACGACCUCUUCUGCGACCCUCACUUCUGAUAUAAUCUCUUUUCUCAAGACCGAGUUUGACAUGACUGAUUUAGGGAAACUGAGUUAUUUCCUUGGCAUUUCUGUGACCCGGACGCGUGGCCGUAUGUUCCUUUGUCAGCGGAAAUAUGCCGAAGAAAUUAUUAACAGGGCUAAGAUGUCUAAUUGCAAGCCGGUUUCGACACCCGUUGACUGCAAGUCGAAGCUCAGUGCCUUUGAUGGGGAUCCGGUUGUUGAUCCCUCUCUUUACCGCAGCCUUGCGGGUGCCCUUCAAUACCUCACCUUCACUCGUCCCGAUAUCGCAUAUGCUGUCCAACAAAUAUGCUUAUUUAUGCAUGCGCCCCGUGAGCCACACUUCAAUGCUUUAAAACGCAUCAUUCGCUACCUCAAAGGCACUGCCGAUCAUGGUUUUUAUCUUUACCGAUUGCCGCCCACUCGUUUGGUGUCUUACACGAAUGUCGACUGGGGUGGGUGUCCCGACACCCGUCGCUCUACUUCCGGCUACUGCGUAUUUUUGGGCGACAAUCUUGUGUCUUGGUCGACAAAGCGACAGGCCAUACUAUCUAAGUCUAGUGACGAGGCCGAGUACCGGGCCGUGGCAAAUGUUGUUGCCGAAACAUGCUGGCUCCGCAACUUGCUUUUAGAGCUCCAUUGCCCCCUCCGUCGUGCUUCUCUUGUCUACUAUGACAACAUUUCCACGGUAUAUUUGUCAAGCAACCCCGUCCAACAUCAGCGAACUAAGCAUAUAGAGAUAGAUAUCCACUUUGUUCGAGAAAAGGUUGCUAUUAGGCAUAUUCGGGUUCUUCAUGUUCCCUAUUCGUAUUAG
This is a messenger RNA of Chenopodium quinoa (quinoa), 1338 nucleotides long. RefSeq lists its product as uncharacterized. The transcript is spliced from 3 exons. The coding region runs from base 1 to 1338 and encodes 445 amino acids. NCBI's taxonomy places the organism in Eukaryota, Viridiplantae, Streptophyta, Magnoliopsida, Caryophyllales, Amaranthaceae. The record is from RefSeq and is a predicted model, not a curated record.